CUUGUGAGCGUUUGGAAGCAGUCUGCAUUUCUACAUCCCCUUUGUCACACCCAAAAUCCGGGCGAUCCAUUAAAGCCAUCAUGGGCUUCGAGUACGAACAGGUAACCAACGCCCGCUCCGAUCCUGAGCUGGCAAGCCCCAAAGACGCAGGCGAUGAAGAAGACGAGGCUCUCCUACAACCCAACACAACCAACAACAACAACAACAACAACAACUCGUCUCUCAAAUACUACCCCUCCUACCUCCUCAACCACAUAAAAAACCUCCUGCUCUCAACCCCAAAAUCUCUCCUCCUCCGAAACACACUCAUCUUUUUCCUCGCCAUCUGGGGCCUCAUCAGCCUCUCACACACCCUCAUCCUCUCCAUCCUUCCCAUAAAUACGCACCCUCCCACCCCCAAGACCUGCCACUGCGGAAACUCCACCACCGAAGCCCUCACUCUAGGGUGCAAAUUCGACUCCCUAGCCGCAGCCUGGCUACCACCACACUGCCGCGACGACGAGCUCACCGCGGAGUUUGAGCGCGCUGGGCCAAAUCCCGACGGGAGCUGGACAUACUACGCAGACGAUUACCACACCGUGCCCAUGGCUAUUGAGGAGGUUGCAGCGCUGGCGGAUAAUCAGUCUGCCAGAGUGCAAAUGACGAGGGACUGGCAUGUCGUGCAUUGUUUGUUUUAUUGGAGGAAGAUGUUCCGCGUUAGGGACUUGGAAGGGGUGAUUGUGGAGCCUAGCUUUGAUCAUGAGGAGCAUAUUAAGCAUUGUAUUGGGGUGGUGCUGGAGGAUAGUUGGGGGACUGAGGCGAGGGUGGCGUUGGAUACGUAGGUUUUUAUGGGG
Aspergillus neoniger CBS 115656 is the source of this 833-nucleotide messenger RNA. RefSeq lists its product as uncharacterized. The record is from RefSeq and is a predicted model, not a curated record. Lineage: Eukaryota; Fungi; Ascomycota; Eurotiomycetes; Eurotiales; Aspergillaceae. The transcript is spliced from 2 exons. Bases 81 to 821 code for a protein of 246 amino acids.